GCAGACAGAAUAAAUUAAAAUGUGUUGUAUUUGACACAUGUUAAUGUUCAAUGUUUGUUUUGCGUUUAAAUUUUUAAGACUUUUAUCUUUGCAAUAAAAAUUCAGUUGAAUAGUGCAGAGAUAGAAUGUAGAGUUUUAUCCCGCAUUGUGCCUUGGAUAUUUCUUCCACUAAUGUAUUAAGUAAUACUUUCAAUUUUAAUAAGUUACUGGUACCGUAGCUUUAGAACACAAAAAAUAAUAAUAUUAUCCUAAUUAAUUUUAGAAUAGGGUUAGGCUUUCUGGUAAUAAUUAUUAAAAAAGCUUAUCAGCUUAACAUAUUUUGUAUAAUAUACUUGGUCUAGUUGUUUUAAAAGUGCCUUUCAGGUUGUUGAAAUGUUGAAAUCUCAAAAAAACCUCCAGGAUGAUCCACACUCCUGUUCUGAUAAGCCCAAAAGAAAUGUCAUAGUAACUGGAUUUGGACCUUUCUUCGGACAUUCAGUGAAUGCAAGCUGGGAAUCAGUGAAGCUCUUACCAAAUAUUUUCGAAGAUGACAGUAUCAAUCUGAUUGUUGAAGAGAUUCCAGUAACAUACUGUGCCAUUGAGGAAACAAUUCCCAAGCUGUGGAAGGAAUAUGACCCAAUUUUUGUUAUUCAUGCUGGAGUAUCGAGUCUAGCGAAUAAUUUGACUAUUGAACGAUGUGCGAAGCUGAAGGGCUACAAUCGCAGAGAUGUUGAUGGCCAAAUUCCAUGCGGGGAAGCUUGCAAAUUUGGUCUUGAAGAAGUCCUGCAUUCAAAAGUUGAUGUAAUUGACUUAUGCACGCAGAUGAAUGAUAUGAAAUCAAAUGUCAAAACUAGUAUCUCAACUGAUGCUGGAAGUUAUUGCUGUGAGUACAUCUAUUACACAUCUCUCUGCCACGGUGAAGGCAGGUGCCUCUUCGUUCAUGUUCCUCAGUUGGGAAAACCAUAUCAAGCUGAAGAAAUCGCUCAAGGUCUCAAUAAUAUUCUCAGGAUAGUAUUGGAUCAACUGUCCUCUAAUAAAGUCCUAGAAAACACUCUAUAGCUUGUAUAAACUUCAUGUUUUGUUUAUAACACCGCAAGAGUAAACCAAACUUGUUUUUCUCCACAACAGUAUAUAUUAUUGUUUUUUAACUAAUAUGAGCUCCAAAUUGAUAUUCUAUUGAAAUACUAAUUUUAAUAGUGGCUCUUUUCACUAAAAGACGAACUUCUUUCUCUUCUUUAAUAGACGAAAACUGUGAUGGGAAUUUAAGCUCAGAAGAGUUUGUCAAGCUUAGAGAAGAAUUUUUCCUAAGCAGAGAACAAAAGAAGCAAACUAAGAUGUUUUGGUGCCCUCUCAUCUAUAAUGCCAUGCAUAAUUCAUAAUUUGAUCAAGUGCCUUAGAGAAGGAUUUCACUUAACAGUAAUUGAGAUACUAAUUAUUUUAUGAUAGCUAGUUUGCCACAAGUGAUAGACCGGCAUACUGUCGACUAAGAAUUUUGAUUUCAGUAAAAUUAUAUCGCUGUUUGAGCUGGCUAUUAGCUAUAGGUUUUAGCUAUAGUUCUUGACUAAUUAGAUUUUAUUUCUCAACUAUUUUGUGACCAGCAUUCUUGACUUUUCUAAAGAGUUGCAUUAAUGUACAUAUUGUUCAUUUAGUACAUAAAUAAAUCUCUCAAAUAUAACUUAAUGCACGUAAGGAUGAAUCAAUAUUUCCUUCAUAUCAAAUUUCAAUGCCAAAAUUUAACAUUUAAAAUUUGCAGAUAGCAUUGAAUUAUACAUUUCUGAAUAAAUUUAUUCACAGUUCUCAAUUGCUUUAUAAACAUGCAAUUAUGACUCAAUUAGUAACUCACUUAAGUAAUAAUAAUAUUGACUUCUCCAUUUAAAUUCCAUAAUAAUGUAAUGAUUCGAUAAUUGAUUAUGAUGUGAUUAGUCAUAAAGUUAUUAGUCUGCCAAAAGUGUGACAACAUAAUUAUAUUAUAAUACAGAAUAACGAGUACGGUACUAAUAUGAAAGUGUAUCAGAGGAAUUUUAUUAAUAUUGAAAUAAAAUAUUAUUGAUUCGUUAAA
Molecule: messenger RNA, 2038 nt
Organism: Nilaparvata lugens (brown planthopper)
Lineage: Eukaryota; Metazoa; Arthropoda; Insecta; Hemiptera; Delphacidae
Product: pyroglutamyl-peptidase 1
Exons: 4
Coding region: 373-1038 (221 amino acids)
Biological process (GO): proteolysis
Cellular component (GO): cytosol
Molecular function (GO): pyroglutamyl-peptidase activity
Source: RefSeq, a predicted model, not a curated record